Molecule: messenger RNA, 744 nt
Organism: Synchytrium microbalum
Lineage: Eukaryota; Fungi; Chytridiomycota; Chytridiomycetes; Synchytriales; Synchytriaceae
Exons: 4
Coding region: 1-744 (247 amino acids)
Source: RefSeq, a predicted model, not a curated record
AUGUCUUAUAACGUAGUUGUUGCUGGUGCCAGUCGUGGGAUUGGUCUCGCUCUCGUGAAAUACACUCUCUUGCAGAACGAUAAAGCCCAUGUCGCUGCAGGCGUCCGUACUCCAUCAAAAGCCACGGAGCUAGCUGAAUUGGCAAAGAACUAUCCAGGCCGUCUUCACAUCUUCACCUUGGAUGUCGACAGUGACGACUCCAUCAAGGCCUUCGCUGCAUCGGUCACAUCUGCUUUCCCCAACGGUGUAGAUGUACUGAUUAACAAUGCUGGUAUUCUGCCUACCCCACGGGCUACUCUUGCUGAUGAACAACGGAAGGACUUCUUGGACUCCUUCAACACGAACGCCCUGUCAUCGUACUACGUAACUGUAGCUCUCCUCCCCCUCUUAUCAAAGAGCACCAACGCUAGAGUCCUAAACAUAUCGUCUAUUGUGGGCUCUAUCGGCCUAGUCCCGGACACAAUUCCUUAUGGGGCAAUGCCAGCAUACCGUGUUUCUAAGGCUGCAAUGAAUAUGCUGUCGGCUACUUUGGCUGCUGUUAACCCCGACGUGACGAUUGUUACUUCUCAUCCUGGUGUCGUACUAACGGAUAUGGCUGCCAGUAUCGGAAUCAAUGCCAACGACCACCCAAUCGCAAUCACUACCGAUGUGUCUGCUACGUCGCUGUUGAAGGUGAUUGAUGGGUUGACGAAGGCUGAUAACGGUAAAUUCUUGAGCUAUGAUGGAACUGCUUUGCCUUGGUAG